Messenger RNA from Necator americanus (New World hookworm), 234 nucleotides. RefSeq lists its product as uncharacterized. Lineage: Eukaryota; Metazoa; Nematoda; Chromadorea; Rhabditida; Ancylostomatidae. Gene Ontology annotation, biological process: negative regulation of translational elongation; SRP-dependent cotranslational protein targeting to membrane. Bases 1 to 234 code for a protein of 77 amino acids. Gene Ontology annotation, cellular component: signal recognition particle, endoplasmic reticulum targeting. The transcript has 2 exons. Gene Ontology annotation, molecular function: 7S RNA binding. The record is from RefSeq and is a predicted model, not a curated record.
AUGACCUACUUCACCAGCUGGGAAGAGUUCGCAAAGGCAGUGGAGAAACUUCAUGCGGUAAAUCCAGAGAAAUGUAGGUUUGUCACAAAAUACAACCAUCGAGACGGCAAGCUCACGAUGAAGAUGACUGAUGAUGUUGUUUGCGUUCAGUUCAGUACAAAUCAACUGCAGGAUGUAAAGAGAUUAGAAAAGUUGUCGGCCUCUCUCAUGCGGGCAAUGGUUUCUCAUAGUUAG